AUGUAUGGUCCUCCUGGAUGUGGGAAAACUAUGCUUGCUAAAGCUGUGGCUGCCAAUACAGCUGCUUCUUUUAUAAGAGUCGUCGGUUCUGAAUUCGUUCAGAAGUAUCUCGGAGAAGGUCCCAGAAUGGUGCGUGAUGUGUUCCGUCUAGCCAAAGAAAAUGCUCCCUCUAUCAUAUUUAUUGACGAAAUUGAUGCAAUUGCAACAAAGCGAUUUGAUGCUCAAACAGGAGCAGAUAGAGAGGUUCAAAGAAUACUGCUUGAGCUUUUGAAUCAGAUGGAUGGCUUCGAUCAAAGUACCAACGUCAAGGUGAUAAUGGCUACAAAUAGACAUGAUACGUUGGACCCUGCUCUACUGCGGCCUGGGCGACUUGACAGGAAGAUCGAAUUCCCACUUCCAGACCGGCGCCAAAAACGUCUCGUGUUUACUACGAUCACCUCAAGAAUGAACCUAUCCGAUGACGUAGAUCUCGAGGACUACGUCGCACGGCCGGAUAAGAUAUCUGGAGCUGACAUAAAUGCCAUUUGUCAAGAGGCUGGAAUGCACGCUGUUCGAGAAAAUCGUUACGUCGUACUCACAAAAGACUUUGAAAAGGCGUACAAGAAUGUGAUUAAGAAGGAUAUGAAUGAUUUUGAGUUCUACAAAUAA
This is a messenger RNA of Ostertagia ostertagi, 648 nucleotides long. The record is from the annotation of a GenBank genome assembly. NCBI's taxonomy places the organism in Eukaryota, Metazoa, Nematoda, Chromadorea, Rhabditida, Trichostrongylidae.